Geodia barretti is the source of this 507-nucleotide messenger RNA. The record is from the annotation of a GenBank genome assembly. NCBI's taxonomy places the organism in Eukaryota, Metazoa, Porifera, Demospongiae, Tetractinellida, Geodiidae.
AUGACCCAAUCCUCCAUAAGCCGCGUGCGACAGGCCGAGGCCGCCGGACGCAGCAUCCCCGAAGGUUGGGGCCUCGACGAGCGCGGAAGGCCCACUACGGAUCCGGGUGACUUGCUGCAAUCGUGGCGCUUCUUGCCCAUGGGUCAGCACAAAGGCUCGGGACUUGCUUUUAUGGUCGAUCUGCUCACGGCUGGACUGGCCGGCGGCCUCCUCGCUUUUGAGCAGGGCACCGAGGGCCGGCCAACGGAUUCGGCCGGCGGCUCGACCAAGUGCUUUAUCGCCCUCAAGCCCUUUGGCGACUGGCUGCACGACCGCAGCGCCGAUCUGAAGGCCCAUAUUAAAUCGGUGGAAGCAGCACCCGAGCAGGGCCUAGUGCAGUGGCCGGGCGAAGGCAGCUAUCAGCGGCGCGCCGACUACCUAAAACACGGAAUCGCCUUCGAAGCCACCUUGGCCGACCAAGUGGACGAACUGGCCCGCGAUUUGGCAGUACCAAUCCGCUGGGCUUGA